AUGCGUAGCAACCUUUGCACUCGACGCAGCCGCGCCAGCUACGACUACCUCGUCGGAGCCAGCGACGGCCGGAGUCUGGGCAACACCAGCAACAACUUCGUCUACCACUCCAACCGGAAGCCGACGGGGGGCAGGAGCUUGGAAUAUCUUGACGGGGACCAGAACCGCAUCUCGAAUGUCGCCCAAAACCUUGGCGACCAUCACGACGACCCGCACUGCUUCGACUCCGACAGCGAUAGUGGCGAGUGCCUCCUCGAUCACCAGAUCCGACUGCUGGAAGCGAAGAAAUCGGCUGCGAGCUCGCGCAAGUGCGCGAACCCGGGCCCGGUCGGCCUGCUCGGCUUUGGCCUCUCGACGAUCCUGCUGAACCUGCACAACACCGGGAACUUUCCGCUGUCGACGGUGAUCGUCGCCAUGGGCAUCUGCCUCGGCGGAGGUGCGCAAGCCCUCCACUGCUGUAGGUUUCCUUCCCUCCUCUCUUCCGCUUUAUCGUUGUUCUCUGUAGACACACACACACACACACACACACUCCCACUGAUGCACCUGCUCCUCUCCUGCACUCUGGAGUCGACUCAGAUCGCACCCGCACCCGAAAUAAGUGGUCUCUCUUCGCCCAUUCUCUCUCUGCGUGUCGACCCUGCUUCGCGCCCCGCAGACACGCGCACGUGUUCGUGCCGAAAGCAACGCAGGCAUUCAUGCCUGCACGCCGCUGUGCAUGUCCGCAUGCGCGUGUGCGUGUCCUCGCCGCGCGGUGAGGGUCAAGCGUGGCGAAGUACAAACGAAGCGUGCAUCAACGUCGUCGACGUCACCACGUCGCUUCUUGGUUUUUCGUUGUGUGCAAAACCCGCUUCCAGCCCCACUCACCCACCCCACCCCCUCCCACAUGUGAAAAAAAGAGCAAUGCAACGCGCAGAGGUGGCCCGCUGGUGUGGUGCGCGGCAAGGCCAUUGUGUGCGCGUCAUUGAUGGUGGGCGUGUGUCUGUGGAAGGAGAGGCGGUAAGUCUGGCGUUAGCCCGCCGACUGAUGUCGCUCGCUCUUCUCUGCCGCCGCUAUCCCCCACCCCAUGCGGAGAUGUCCAACACAUACGGCUACACACGCCCAAACGCAGGCAUGUGUGUGUGUGUGUGCGCGCGCGGGCAUUUAGGUACGUAUGUGUGCUGUGGUCUGCUUGCCUCCUCCUCCUCCUCCCUCAUCUUUCUCUCUCUCUCCCCUCGCUUGUCUGUGUCUGGUGCCCCGCCCCCAUCCCCCUCCCUCUACCGCCCCAAAACCCGUGUCCGUUGCUCACGACUGGACGACAUUGAACCUCUACCCCCUGAUUUGGGCAUACCGGCGUGCAUUUUCGUUGUUGGCCUGUUUCCUCUCGCCUGCCCUCCCUCCGUCGGCAUCAUUUCAGCUGCCGCGCAUCCGGAGCUCUCUGCGUCCCUGCCUCUCCUCUGA
Molecule: messenger RNA, 1437 nt
Organism: Leishmania major strain Friedlin
Lineage: Eukaryota; Euglenozoa; Kinetoplastea; Trypanosomatida; Trypanosomatidae
Exons: 1
Coding region: 1-1437 (478 amino acids)
Biological process (GO): succinate transmembrane transport; acetate transmembrane transport
Cellular component (GO): plasma membrane
Molecular function (GO): acetate:proton symporter activity
Source: RefSeq, a predicted model, not a curated record